CAGCACGCUUGGACGUCCAGAUACUGUCCUUUUUUCUCAAUCUUGAUUCGAGUGUGAAUUCAGUUACAAGUGGCCGUGUCGUCACCGAAUUAGUACCAAUGGCGACCACUGCUACCCAGGCAGCUUCUGCCACCAAGUCGAAGCCGGAAAGACUUCCUAUUACUGUCUCCAAGCCCACUCCGUACACUUUCGAUCUAGGUCACUUGCUUGUCAAUGAUCCUAAUCCCCUCGAAAUCUCCCGCUCCGAGCCGCUGGAAACUACCCUGAAGGCCACCGCCCGCGACGGCACACAGUCUCUCCUCAACCAGCUCUUGACAACCUGCCCCAUCAACUCUUCACAACAGGGUGUACUUCUCACUCUUCCCGCACCCGCCACUGCCCUUCCCCGUCACAAGCCCCUGCCGACGCCCAAGCCGCCGACCAAAUGGGAGUUGUUCGCACGCAAGAAGGGUAUUGGCAAAUUCAGCAGCAAGCCUGGUGCGGCUUUGGCAGACAAGGAGCGCCGCAAGAAGCUCGUGUACGAUGAGGAGAAGGGUGAAUGGGUGCCUCGCUGGGGCUACAAGGGAAAGAACAAGAACGAGGAUGAUUGGUUGGUGGAGGUGAACGAGAAGGAUUGGAAGAAGGAGGAAGAAGCCGCUGCCAAGGGAAGCUCUAUUCGUGGAAUCUCGCGCGCCGAACGCAAGGACAGGAUACGGCGCAAUGAGAGGAAGAUGCGGUCGAAUGAGCGCAAGUCGAGAAAGUCUGGCGGCGGUUAAGCCAGUCAGGAAUGACAAGCGCGUUUUGAGAAGCCGUGGUUGUGUUGUUGGAGAUAAUCCCUCAUUUGCAUAAUUUAACGGGGGCUUUCCUUAUAAGGCGUUCGGUCGGAGUCGCUGGUCUGCUGGUCUUGAAUGUCAACUUGCCUACGUAUGCACAUUAUCAUUGGUAGGC
Messenger RNA from Aspergillus brunneoviolaceus CBS 621.78, 927 nucleotides. RefSeq names its product ribosome biogenesis protein RRS1. Gene Ontology annotation, cellular component: nucleolus; preribosome, large subunit precursor; nucleus. Gene Ontology annotation, biological process: ribosome biogenesis; ribosomal large subunit export from nucleus; ribosomal large subunit biogenesis. Gene Ontology annotation, molecular function: protein binding. The transcript has 2 exons. The coding region runs from base 99 to 755 and encodes 218 amino acids. Lineage: Eukaryota; Fungi; Ascomycota; Eurotiomycetes; Eurotiales; Aspergillaceae. The record is from RefSeq and is a predicted model, not a curated record.